AUGCCGCCAAAGAAAGCUGCCAAGCAAGUACAGGCACGGGGAUCUGAAGCCGAAGAUCUGAUUGAAGAGUACCUGGUGUCUCAGUAUAAGCCAUUUGCGAUCAACGACAUUGUACAGAACCUGCACAACAAAGUGGCGAAAACAGCAGCGGUUAAGGCUUUGGAGAGUCUUGCAAGUGCUGGUAGGAUUACUACAAAGAGUUUUGGCAAGAUUGUGAUCUACGCAUGUAAUGAGAAGGAGUUGGAGUUGCCCGACGGUGUUCAGGAGUCGGAGUAUAGACCAGAAACGCUUGCUCAGUGGAGGAAUGAGCUGGCAGAAGUUGAAAAGGAUAAUUUACAGGCCCAAGAGGUUUGGCAGAAAGUGGCGAGAGAACCUACAAAUGAAGAAUUGCCCCGGUUGAUCAAGCAAAAUUGUCAGACUGCACAACAAUUGCGUGAUAAGUUAAGCGAGCUGCAAACAAAUUGGGAACCACAAGAUGAAGUAGUUGUGGAACGAUUGAUGGCAGUAGAAGCGCAGGUUGAUAAACAAUUGAAGUUGAGAGCGCGAUUGGUUAAGAAUUUACUCGCGUUGAUUAAAGAUAGCGUUAGACCUUCGAAUAUGGCCGAGUUUCUAGUAAGUACGGUGGAACUACCUGGAUUCGCUGCAUGCAGUAAUACUAACUCAUUGAUAGGAAGAUAUCGGUUUUGA
Molecule: messenger RNA, 687 nt
Organism: Torulaspora delbrueckii
Lineage: Eukaryota; Fungi; Ascomycota; Saccharomycetes; Saccharomycetales; Saccharomycetaceae
Gene: HOP2
Product: Hop2p
Exons: 1
Coding region: 1-687 (228 amino acids)
Biological process (GO): homologous chromosome pairing at meiosis; meiotic joint molecule formation; meiotic strand invasion involved in reciprocal meiotic recombination
Cellular component (GO): condensed nuclear chromosome; DNA recombinase auxiliary factor complex
Molecular function (GO): double-stranded DNA binding; recombinase activator activity
Source: RefSeq, a predicted model, not a curated record